GCUCACCUCAACUAAUUCCUCCUCAUGGCGGCGACGUAUGCGGUGGCCGGGGUUGUCCUCGGUAUUGUGAGCACCUUAUUCGAAGAAGGAGGUGUAUUGACAGGAAGUGAGUCCAGUGAUGUGAUUCUUCACAUCAGGGUUGGUCCUUCUGGGGGUCGAUUCUACGGUGUGUACGAAGCAGAGGGGUGCACGGACAAGGGCUGGGUCGGAAAAGGCACCUUCGAUAUGUGUUUGGGACCGUACGAAUCACUCAAGGAGAAGGAGGGCAUCUCCUGCAAAAAAUUUCUGCACCGCAUCACUCUGACUCCUUACCCGAAACGCAAUAAGAGGAUUGACAUACUCUAUUUGGAGAUUCACCUUGGCCAAAAGCUUACGGGGGCACGCAAGCUGAUCCGCUUCUGGCCAGAGCAGAUGUGCAACUACUGCGAGUACUGCAGGGACGUAGGUGGGGGUUUCUUAGAGGCUCCCUUUUAUUUUGAGGGCAAGGUGUUCACCACCACAAGCGAGUUCAGGUCAGGAAUCUCGAGUAUGAAUGAAAAAGUGUUCUGCUUGCAUGCCGACAGGCACCUUACGUUUCACACAGGGACUUGGAGCAGUGCAUCGGCUCUGAAUUGGAAGGAACAGGAGAAGUAUUGCAACGCCCAAAUGAACCUUGCGGAGCUGACCAUCAACAAACAACCCAGCAGUUGCAACUUCGGAGCGGCGGCGGCGGCGGCCGCUGAUGAGGACAGUGAGGAGUCCAAGAACAAACAAGUCUUCCUGGCCAGCAAGACCCUCUUCUCCAAGAAAAAGACCGUGCCGAUCACCUUCCAUGAAAGGGAUGUGUUCCAUGUUGGACUCAACAAAACCGGGGACCUGCACGUGACAGUGGAUGUGGCCCCAGAAGAAAGUUGCCGCUUUCUCCUGGGACAUCCUGACCAUCUCAAUGCUGCUGAAGACCCGCAGCUUCUGCGACGUGCAUGUCCGACGUGUGUCUCGGUUCUCCGAAGGAACUUCCGAGACAUCAAGGGACGUCUGAGCAGGCAAGUCAAUUAUUGACCAGAGGUCCCCAACGGCACGUGGUAACUCUGUCCAUGGACAGCAUCGAACAAAUCCAAAGUUCCAUA
Chara braunii is the source of this 1106-nucleotide messenger RNA. The record is from the annotation of a GenBank genome assembly. NCBI's taxonomy places the organism in Eukaryota, Viridiplantae, Streptophyta, Charophyceae, Charales, Characeae.